UGGAAUUUGGAUCUCUGUAAAUGUACAUUGCAGAAAUGCUUCCAGAGCAUAUUUUAAAUGCCCUAUUUCUUGCUGAAAUAGAAGAAGAUAGGCGUCAGGAUAUUUUAACAUAUCGGAAUAAGAGGCAUUUGUUAAGAGACGUAAGUGAUCCAUUUGCUAUGUGCGAAUCACAAUUCAUAGAACUUUUCCGCUUAAAUAAGGGAAUGGUUCAAUACCUCAUUGAAGAGUUACGCCCACAUAUGUCUGUCCCUGCACAUGGAAGAUCCGUAGCUCCAGAAUUGAAGAUAUUGGCUGUGCUUCAUUUCUAUGCUACAGGAAGCUACCAGAGGUCAAUUGGGCAGAAUUUUCUGUUCCCAAUCGCUCAGUCAACGAUGUCGGGAUAUGUCGCUAUGGUGACUUAUUUGAUAUGUAGACACCUAGGGCAGAGGUGGAUUGUGUUCCCGACUGACCGAAGGGUCAUUGAAGAAAAGAAGAGAACAUUUCUUCAAUCAUUCGGAUUUCCGGGCACGAUAGGCGCAAUAGACGGGACGCAUAUUGCGUUGAUAACCCCAGCAGAAGAGGAACAUAAUUACUUGAAUAGAAAGGGCUUCCACUCAAAAAAUGUGCAAAUUAUCUGUGAUGCUGAUUUAAAUAUUCUCAACGUGAAUCCGCGACACGCAGGCGCAACACACGACUCCUACAUAUGGAGGAAUUCUGCAAUUCUUGAACAUUUACGUAACAAUUACGAGCACGGAGACACCGACACGUGGCUCAUUGGCGAUUCUGGGUACCCACAGCAGCCGUGGUUGAUGACUCCUAUUGUCAAUGCCCAACCAAAUACGCCUGAUAGCCGCUAUACAGAUGCUCUUGUUAAAGCACGUUGCUGUGUAGAAAGAUGCAUCGAAACUCUCAAAUCUAGGUUUCGGUGUAUCCUCAAAGAGCGAAUGUUACGAUACAGUCCUUUGUCGGUUGGAAGGAUUAUUGUUGCCUGUUCUGUGCUGCAUAACAUUUGCAAUGGUGGACGCCUUGAUGUUUUGAAUGAUAUACAUCCCGAAGGAGUGCAAGAAAAUAACGUACAAGAAAACAUGCAGGAAGAAGAUUUGGCAAGUGGCCAGCAGGCCAGACAAAGAUUAAUUAACUUGCACUUUUAAUAAACAAUAUUAUUUUUUAAUCCAUACAGGGAAAAAAAAAAUAUAUAUGCAUGUAUACAUAUAC
This is a messenger RNA of Temnothorax curvispinosus, 1194 nucleotides long. Its product is annotated as putative nuclease HARBI1. The coding region runs from base 21 to 1130 and encodes 369 amino acids. The record is from RefSeq and is a predicted model, not a curated record. NCBI's taxonomy places the organism in Eukaryota, Metazoa, Arthropoda, Insecta, Hymenoptera, Formicidae. The transcript has 3 exons.